UGCCCAUCUUAAUGACCACCCCCUGUCACAGAGCACCUUGUGUUUUUUGCUGUGCCUAAUGAUUACUAGCUACUGUCAAACUGACAGUGUCCAACUCAGUGGACUUGCAGAUGCAAUGCUCCUGAACACACUGGCCUGCUGAAAACGCCUGUGUGUUUGUGCAAACUCAGCUUGGGGACAGAAUUGGGCCCGUUCUACGUGGAGGCCGGGAGGGUUUCCUUCUCUACCUCUGCCCCUGUGUGCUGGCUCCUGUCACUGGGAGGUUGUGUACCCGUGAUGUCUAUAUGGAAUCCUGUUCUGGUGGCCAGCACCUGACCCCGCGCUCGACCCCUGAACGGCAUUUUUCUCCUGUCCACAGCCAACUGGAAGUGUUUACAAAAUGGGUCGAAUGCUUCCCUGCCUUAUCAAAGAGAUUACACAGACCAGAAUUUGCCAUUUCUUCAGUGACCCAAGGCCACUGUCAUGAACAGGUUGUCCUGUGUGGCACAAAGUGGUUCCUUUCGGGGCUGCUGAGGCGGAGUCCAUUUGUCCCCUCACUGACUGUCCUCACCAGCCCAGCCAUUCUAGUUAAGGGGCUCCUGUCGCUUUCUUGGGGUCAGCCUACCCGUCCUUUACCGGGCUCGUGUGUGUUGUAGUAGAGGCCGAACUGAAGGUGCCUGGAAGCGAGACAACCAAGCCUUUGCUCCAGCUGCACCCCUAGGUCGGAGGUGGCCUGCAUCUCUUCGGAAGUAAUGUGUGCGGGCUUGUUUUUCAAUCAAACUCUUCUGCUUUCUGCUGAUUUUUUCUGACUUACUAUUGAAAUAUAGUAGGAUGCUUUUCUGUUUUCUAAGACAUUGUUGUGCACAAAUAUGAUUAUUUCCUCAAGGGAAUUUCUUGGCAGUGAUAUUACUGGCUCACAGAGUGUGACCAGUGUGAAGGUUCGACUCAGGUUGCCAAGUGUCCUCCUUAAAGUGGGGCACAGCUCAACCUUUGCCAGCCAGCAACAUCAGCGGCUCUCCCAUCCUUUUCCUGGCUCUUUUUGUUUUUAUGUUGACUGAUUGGAAGGCAAAAAACAGUGUCUCCAUGGUUUAGCUUGUACCUUCUGCUUCUGUGAGGCUGAAUGAGCACUGUUUGUGUUUGUGGCUGAUCUCUGCAUCUGCUUUGUGCUUGUGCAAACUCCUCACAUUAAGGACGCUUACCCUCAUACGUCAUAGAAUGUUUUUCAAGUCUGUAGUUGGCCUUUUUAAUUUACAUGUGGGAUCUUGCCGACAGUUUUUCAUUUUGUAGUCAAGUCGAUUUUUAUUAUCAUGCUUUCGUCCUUUGGUGUUAUGCUGUGUUUUCCACUGGUUCCUUUGUGGUUUUGUUUUUGACAUUUAACUCUUUCAUUCAUCUAGAAGUUGUUUUGGUUACAGAUGAGAUAAGAAUCUAAUUUAGUUCUUUCAAAAUGGCUAGUCAAUUUUCCCAACACCGUUUGCUGAAUAAUUCUGUUUUUUCUACUGAUUAGAAAUACCACUUGUUAAUUAUUGUUAAUUAAAUACUUUAAUAUAAUUGAGUCUGUUUCUGAAAUUUCAAGUGUAUUCCACUGAUCUGUCUUUCCUCAUACUUAACCCAAUGUUUUUAUUAUUUUAGCCUUAUAAUAUCUGAUUUGACUAUAUGGUAAUAGAGGUCCCUGUUAUCCUUUUUUAAAGUAUUCAGAUUUUUAUUGGAAUUGUAUUUCCUUUAUAAAUAUAUCACACUACUAAGACUUUCUAUUUAGGAACUGGCCUCCCUGUUCAUUCAGGAUAGGAUGAUUUCCAUGUCCCUCAGGAAUUUUAGACCUCUCUUAUGCCAGUUACGCACAUUUAUGAAGUUUGUUCCUGGAAAUGUUAUAUUCUGUAUGUAUAUAUGUAUAUAUUCUGGCAAUACAGCAUCUCGGCUAAAAGUGUAGGCUUUCGAGUCAGAUGACCCUGCUCUCAUGCUGGACCUGCCUCUUACUUGUUAUCUGUGUGACCAUCUCUCUGCUUCAGUUUCCCCAUCUGAUAGAGGGGAUAAUCAUAUUAUCUACUAAGAAGCAGGGUGAGGGUUAAUGAAAUACCAUGAGCAUAGUGCUUGGUGCUCUCCUGACAGCGAGCGAGCACUGUUCUCUUGGGGUUUCCAAGAAAGUGACAGUCAUCUGUAAUGAUGACGUUGUCCCUGUGAUGCGUUCCACUUUUCAUGCGUCUCCCUCCUGCCGUGUUGGGAUUGGCUGUAAUGACUAAUGAGCCGUGAGCACUAUGGUCUUGUUCCCACCUGAGCCUCUAGUGGGGUCCAUGACAGUGGAGGAGGAGGGGCGGGCUGGGCCCGGGAAGGGCGCAUAACCCCUAGCAGCCCGCAUCAAGUCACCCAAGGGGUGACUGUCCUGCUGGUGGUCCUCAAGACCAGUUGGGUGAUCUUCCAAUGGAAUUUUAAAUUUUAAUAUUUAUUUAUUGUAACAGGUAUUUGAAAAUGUCUGGUUUCCCAUUCGUGGUGGUAAUUACAAAGUUUCCUUUUAAAGUAAAUUUCUUUUUUCUGUUUUUAAUUGAAAUAUCAUUCACAAUACCAUAAAAUUCACACUUUUGAAGUGUCCAAAUCGGUGGGAUUAGGCUGUUCACAGUGUUGUGCAACCGUCACCGUUGUUCGUUUCCAGAACGUUUUCAUCGUCCCAAACAAGUUCUCUCCCCAUAGAACGAUAGCCUCCCAUCCCCCCUCCAUCCCCAGUCACCUUUGUUAUACUUUCUGUCUCUGAAUUUGCCUGUUCUUGGUACUUCCUCUAAGUGGAAUCAGACAGUGUGUAUCCUUUUGUGUCCAUGUUAUUUCACGCGGCAUAAUGGUUUCAAGGUUCUACCUUGUUGUGGUGUGUAACAAUACUUCAUUUCUUUUUAUGGCUGAAUAAUAUUUCAUCGUAUGUAAACCACACUUUGUUUAUCCAUUCAUCAGUUGGAUAUUUGAGUUGUUUCCACUGUUGUGGCCAUCAUGAGUAAGGCUGCUAUGAACAUUUGUGUACAAGUUUUUGUGUGAACAUAAGUAUUCAAUUCUCUUUAGUAUAUACUUAGCAGUGGAAUUGCUGGGUCAUAUAAUACUCUGGGUUUAACUUUUUGAGGAACCACCAAACUGUUUUCCAAAGUGGCUGCACGAUGUUACAUUCCCACCAGCAGUUUAUGAGGGGUCCGGUUUCUCUACAAUCCUCCUAACACUUGUUUUUGUCUGGCCUUUUGGUUAUAGCCAUGCUCAUGGGUGGGAGGCGGCCCCUCAGAAUUUUGAUUUGCAUUUCUCUGAUGACCAGUGACGUCAGGCACCGUUUCAUGUACUUGUUGGCCGUGUGUCUGUCUGUCUUUGGACAAGUGUCCAUACUGAUGCCUUGCUCACUUUUUAACUGGGUGUUUGUCUUCUCAUUGUUGAGUUGUAAGAGUUCUUUACUCUGGAUACUAGACACUUAUCAGACAUAUGGUCUGCAAAUAUCUUCUCCCAUUCUGUAGGUUGUUGAUUCCACUUUCUUGAUAGUGUCUUUUGACAUAAAAUAAAUUUAUAUUUUAAAAAUGAAUUGAUUUAAGGAGAAAAGAAUAGGACUGACUGUACUCAGAUGUGGCAUAAAAAUCUGAAGGUGUCAUGUGAAUGACUAAGGUGUGGAGGCUGUCCCCUGUGAGGCCACAGGCGCCUGGAGGCAGCGAAGAGGGUGAAGCUGAAAGGAGAAGUGCUGCCCGGGGGCGGCAGUGCGAGGUCAGCGGCUCCCCUGCUGGGUGCGCUGCGACCGUUGUGUAUUCGAUGGCUCGGAAGCGGUUUUGUUUUUAAGUCAGUAAUAGAUACUGGAUGUAUUAAAAUGUCUUUCCUUCAUCUUUUGGGAUAAGCAUCAGGUUUUUCCCUUUCAUCUUCUGACGAUUAACCAUAUUAAUGGGAUAUUAAGCCCUCCUGUGAUUUCUGAGACAGACCGUCCCGGACCUGGAACUUUGGUGACACAGAAAUGAAUGAGAAGGCCCACUCUGACUUCAGGGUCUCGUCAGGCAGGUUUGGUGUCACAUUAUCAGGAAAGGCAGAGACACAGUCAAGAGCAGUGGCUAAGAGGACAGCUUUGACAACUUGGUCUCUAUUCCCUGCUUUGCCACUUAACAGCAUGUGUUUUGGGCCAAGUUUCUUAAAUUCUUGAAGCCAGUUUUCCCUUGGUUUGUGUGACGCUGCAGCGAGGUGGCACGGUGCAGGCGCCCAGUGAGUGAGGGGUGCGCUCUCUCCUGUCCCUGUGGUGACAGAAACACCGCAGGCAGGUGCCCAGGCGACUCUGCAGGGAUCGCACAGCCUGGAGUGUUCUGUAACACCGCCCGGGGCCGCCGCUGCUUUCUGGAGGUUCAGGGCUGCUUCGAAAACUUUGUCAAUUUCUUCCUGAGUCACUGGGCUGGUCAGUAUCUAUUUCAUCGUAAGUUCAUUCUUCAAAGUGAUGUUUUCUAAGAAAAUUGCCUUUUCAUGUUUAUUAGUCUAGAAUAUCUAUUUACAUUUUCAUAUCCUCUUUAUGAAUAGUUUUUUCACUUUGUUCUUAUUCCUAGUUUCUCUUGCAUAGACUUCCAAGAAAUCUAUUUUAUAGGGCUUUUCAAAGAAGCAGCUUUAGAUAAAAUAAGCCAUGCUCCCGCUUUCAUUUUGUAAUCCAUUGACUUCUACCCUUAUUCAUUAAUUCUUCCCUCUGCUUUCCUGGGAUUUUGUUUUGUGGCCCCUUUUCUGGAGUCCUGCAGUGCAUGCUUCAUUCAUGUUCAGACGCACCUACUUUGAAUGGUAGAAAGGAGAGGCGAAGUGUGGUGACAGAGGCUGUGGGUGACAGCCCCCUCCAGCCCUGCUGUGCCGUCACCGCUGUGACAUGGACAGGGUCCUCCGUGUUGAGGUGUGGGGCCACCCAGGAGGGUGUGGGCGUUCCUGCUGGUGCCAAGGCCCAGCAGGAGUUCAGCAAAGCGAAGCAGUGAACUGCUGUUGCCUCGUCCCAUGGAGUUCUGAUUUCUCAUGGUCCCUCCAGCAGCAUCCUCCGCGCCCAGACACUGAGCUGCGCCCCACAGUCACAGGCAGACAAGAUGACCUGUCCUGCCUUCAUGGUGCCCUUCUCACGGGGGACAGGCCUCAGGUGGUGAUUAUACAAAUCAUGAGUUAAUGCAGUUGCUGUAACAGCCACAAAGGAGUGUAGAGCAGCCUGAGAGUGACAACAGAAACCCCCAACCCCGGGGAGGGAGGGGACCUUUGGGCUCUCACUUGAAGGGCAGGAAAAACUGUAAGGAAGAGCAUUCCCAGCUGAGUGAACGGUGUGAGCCAAGCCUUUGAGCUGUGAAGGGGACUGGCUGGAGCCAGGGGGAGUGCACGCUGAGGCUGGCGGGGCCCUGUGUGAGGAUUCAGAAUGGGACCUCUGAAGGCCCAUCUGUAUCUGGGAAGGGUUUGUCCUUAUUUUCUAUGUGCUUUGUAGUUUCAGUUCAGAUAUAUAAUUUUGCCGUAGUUAUUUAAGAGUAUGCUUUAAAAUUUCCAAGUGUUCAGAAAUUUUUGUUUUAACUAUUGCAGUCAAUUUCUAGUUUAAUGAAUGAUUACCUGAGGACGUGACCUGCAGAGUUUCUGCCUUUUUGAAUCUGUGACUCCCUUUCUUCAUUGCUUGAGGUAUGAUUACUUUUAUAAAUGUCCCGUGGCAGGUGAGAAGGUAUUUCUGUCAUGUUCCGCGUUCUGGACCAGCCUCUCUGGGUGGUUUUGGGUCCAGUCCAAAUCCACUGUAUGCUUGUGUGCAUCUGUCCUCAGCACCACCUCUGGUCCUCUCCCCUUCCCCCGGGACGCCUUGCCAGUGUUGUUAAUCCACUCAGGGCCACAGGGCCCACCUGCCCCUGCACCCCCUGCACCCCCAUCCCACACCCUGGCCCUCUUGUUUGCAUUUGACUGAAGUACCUGUCAGGGGGUUAUUUUCAAUUUUUGAACAUUGGAAUUAUUUUUACAUGUCUUCUGCUUUCUGCCCAUAUACGUGUGUGUAUUUUACCCAUUGUGAUUGGCAUUAUUUUGCUUUUCCAGUUUCGGGUCAUGUUGUGGGCAUAGUUACCCAUGCUGAAAGAACCCACCCGUUGUGAUUGAGGCCCUCUGGGCCAUUCCAGGGUGUGAGCCUGUCACUUGUGGGCCCUGGGGGCCGGUUCCAGCAUUUUGUGAUGAGAAAUCCCGCUGUCACAAAUGUCUUUGGACAAAUCCCCUUUUAACCCUCAGGCUGCUUUGGGUUCACGUUCCCCACUGGCCUGGGUCUCCCUGCUCCCCGCCCUGCGCCCUCCACGUGGUUCUGAGUGGCCGGUUACACCUUCCUGUCUUCCCCACCGCCCUGCCGACACAAUUUUUAAGUCUUUGCUCAGUGACUGUGUGUGUGUAGUGGGUCCUUGAAGCCAUUUUAAUGUUCACCCUUUUAGCCGGUGGCACGUUUCCCUGUGCAGCUCACCCUCUGGGUUCCCCACGGUACGGACCGUGAGGGUCUCGUCACUGACAUGUUAAUUCUUUGCUCAUCUCACACAGGAUGUUUUGACUCCCCCCAUUCCUCAGCCUUUUAAGGCCAGAGCUUUGUUGCUUUGUCGUCAGGUUGGGACUAGAAGGCCGCGCACGUUUCCUCUCUCCUGCUACACUCAGUAAGUGCCUGCUCGUUGUGGUGUGUCUGGGGGCUGAAGCUGAAGGGAGGCUGUGAGGAGAUGGGCUAGGAGGAGGGACAGGGGUGUGAGGGAGAUGGAGGCUCUGAGCCACCCCGGUGGUCCCCAGACCGUGGCGGGUGUGUGUGAAGUGAGGCAGGCUCUGCUCACAUUCCUCGGAAUGAGUAGAGGACCCUGUUCUCAGCCUGACCUGAUGCUCUGUGACCCUGAGCAGGUUUCAGCCUUCUCUGAACCUCAGCUUCUCAUCUGGACCUUGCUGGAAAGGGGCUUCUCAGCUCCUCAGGCUGACGGGGGGGUCCAGGGGCCCUCUCCCCAUGAGAAGCCGGGACAGGACUCCUGGACGAUGACCGUAGAGCUUGUGGGGGGCGCUCCCACUUGACCCGCCGCCAGCCCAGGGAGGGCAGAGCGUGGUCUGAGAACAGUGGGUGCUACAGGCAGCGGGCUGGGAGGGUGGCCAAGGGUCCAGGGUGGGCUUCGUGUACCCCUGGGGCUCUGGUGAUUUAGACUUGUCCUCCCUGGAACUCAGACUCUGGGGUGAGAGUUCGUGUGAGGAGAGAGGCUGGUGGGGGCACGGUGCUGCCGACUUCCGGUUCCCAGGAAGAUUCCACAGCUGCCGAUGGCGGAGAGACCCGAGGACCGCAGGUGAGGCCGGGGGCGCGUCUGUGAGCCCGUGCGGCCGGGGCACAGAAGACCUGGAGGGCCAUUGGUCUGUGAGCGAGGCCAGAGUGCUCAGAGUUCCCCCUAGUUCUUAGAUUUCCUGUUCUGAUGAAAAACUUAAGAUUUUUGCCUUUAAUUAUAAAAGUAAUCUGCAUAGCGUUAAAAAUUCACGCCACGGAGAAGGUAUAAAAUGAAAGUAAAAUCCUCUCCCCUCACCCAGCCCAGCCCUACUACACAGAGGGAGCCUCUCCGGUUUCUUAGAAUCUUUCUGGAACCUUGUAUACACACACACAGGCUUGUCACUGCUGACGCCGUCCUAGAACAAGCAGGAUUGUAACUGGUUCAGUUUGCCUGUCUGACUUCACGCGCUCCGGCAGUGGGACGUGCAGCCCGCACAGCGGGAAACACGUGGACAUGCAGCCGAGGGGACAUGUGUCCCCCCCGGCUGCACUGUGAAAGGGCGUCAGGGUGGGGAGGCUGAGCCUGGGAGAGAGGGAGGUGCGGAGCCGCCGCAGGUGUUUCUUUUACUGGAUGCGGCUCAUGGCCGCAUCCAGGUUUUGCUUUUCACCUUUGAGUCUGUGAGAAAAGGAGCAGGAAAAAGCAAAAGGCGCUGGUGGCGGCACACCCAGCACUGCUGGGCCGGGGUUCAAGUCCCCGUGGCGUCCCUGCUUCUUUCCUGCUUCCGCUCCAGGCCCUUGCCCACCCCCCCAUCAGGGGCUUCCUGGUCCCCCAGGAGAGAGGUGUCAGGGUGGGGUGCCUGGGGCCCUCUCCCAGGAGCACUCCUGCUCACCCCCGUGGGGCAGUGGGGCCAAGACGAGAGGGCAGGGUCCUGCGGGUCCUCUCAGGAGCUGCCCGUCCCCUGGGCCACAUGUAGCAGGUGAAUUAGCACCAUCUGCCCACUCCUGUGGGAAGGGGAGGAGGAGAGCCUGGGGCCUCCGAACCCCAAGGCUGAGGGGCCCUGGAGUGACCACACUCCUCAGGGUGUGCUCCCCACCUGGCCUCUCCAUCCCGGGCUCCCAGGAUCAACUCACCACCACCCUCAUCUCUGCCUCCGAGGACCAGGAUGGCUCUUCCAGGGAGGACCGGGUGGAUGAGGUCAAAGGGGAAGUGGUCUGGCUAGAGGCUAGUAGGUCCAGAGUGGCCCUGGGGGAGCAGGAAGAGAAGGACCAAAAACAGGCCCUGGUGCAGGAAAUGCAAAUGAUGGUCGGUGGCAGGAGGGGCCAGGGUGGGCACUGCGGUCUGAGCCUGUACUCCAGGCACCUGGGACCUGGAGGGGGAUCCAAGGAGACCCCCCCGCCCCCUGGCCCCACGGCUUGGGACCCAGCAGGAGCAGUGUGCUGUGAUCUUAAGCUCCCUCGCAAGCUCACAGCGGCUGCCUCCUCCUUCAGUCUCUGACAUUCUCUGCUCCUCUCCCAGCUUGGGCCAGCCUCCCCAUCCCUCCCACCCCCCCAGAAAGAGGUCAGAGGGUCACAAUCCACUUCCUUGGCCAUCAUGCUGAUGCUUCAGCACCUUGGAACAGGGCUGCUGGGCUCCAGCCUGACCCCAUGAUUCCCCAGGGGCCCCUUCCAUCACUGCAAUCAUCUCUUCCUUUAACAGCCCGCCUCCCAGAGGGAACAGCUCACCCACUAGCCAGACGUCUCCCUCUCUUCUCACCUGGAGCUUGCUGUGGGUGGUCCUUGUAGAUACGGUGGGUGAUGUUGGGCACCUGGAAGCAUCUCAUAAAGUGGGGCAGGUUGGGUGGGAAUGGGGGGUCUGAGAAGGGUAGAGAUGACAAGGCAAUUCUCCCUAGGCCUCAUCCCCCCAGAGCUGAGGACCUGUCCCCUCGAAGAGUCUGCAGAGGGGCAGGGCACUAGUUGGCCAAGCCACCUUCAGAUUCCAGGUCAAGGGCCUCCCGUCUCCCUAAGUUUAGAGUCAAGACAAGAUAGUUCACCCUGGGACCCCAAUGUCCAGCACAGGGCCCAGCACUGAGUAGGUGCUCAAUAGGCAUCUAUGGAAUGAAGGAAGAAAUGAAUGUAUGAAGAAAGAAAGCAGGGCCACAGCUGCUGUGGGUCUUUAGGUGGCCCUCUGAGAAUGACCUCUCCCUUCUUUAGGCCAGGAAGUCCCACAUAGAUCUCUGAACAAAGGAACAGCAUUCUAAGUGACUUACGUGGAUCUUCAUUUUAUCCUCCCAACAGCCCUCUGAGGUCAGGUGCAGCGUUAGCUCUAUGUUGCUGAAACUGAGGUUGGGAGAGGCUAAGUGACUAACUCGAGGUCACACUAGCAGUUAAGUGGCAGGGCCAAAAUCAAACCCAGGUUCACUGACUUCCAUGCCUGUGUUCUUCUCAGCAUGCCACACGUCCUUGAAUUAGAAACCACAAGAAGGGAUGGGAGAGGGAGGCUACGGCAGCAACACAGGCCUGCUGCGGGCAUCCAUGCCCUUGGUCCUCUCUGCGCUUCCCUUUCUCCCAUCUGGGAAGGCCCUGCCCUAGUUGUGCGGGUGGGUACCAAGGAAACAGAGGACUCUACUUCUGGGCCCUACCACAAGCCUGAGGUAGAUGCCAGCCCUGGGGGAUCUUACCACAGGUCCUGUUUCCACCAGGCAGACCACAGGUUAAGGCAGGAGUCCAUGGAGUGUGGGGGUAGGGCUCUUCUACAAAUUCCAAGGGCCAAGGUGAUGGAUACUGCUGCCCUCACAGUACCCUUAGAGGUCCCCCAACCUGCAAGCUACCUCAUGUCCUGGGCUCACAUGAGGUGGAGGUGCCAGGCAUUCAAGAUGAGACAUUGUGUGUGUUUGGGGGCUUUGGGAUGCUUCUGGGAGCAGCAGGAGCUCCACAGACAGCACUCAACCACAGGCUCCACCAUGGUAGGGUGAUUAGGCAGCCCCCGGGUCUGUGUCUGAAGCAAAGAAACAACCAUCUUCCUCUCAGCCGCUGGCCUCCAGGGAUGGGCAGAAACUCAGCAGGUGAAAGGAGAGCAUGCCAGGUGGGGAGCAAAGCAGCAGCAAAGGCCUGGAGCUAGAAAAGCAUUGAGUUCAUUUCAUCAGGAGCCCGGGAGACUGGUGGGACACGAGGCUGGAAAAGGGCUGGGCUCUGAUGAGCCCGCUUCUCCAGAGCAUCUGCGGGGCUCAAGUGAGGAGAUGCAUUUGAAGAAUUCUGAAAAAAUGUCUGGAUCACAAGUCUAACUCAACAUAUUUCCAUUUUAUUUACUUAUUAACAGUAAUUUAUGUUUCGCUUACUCUGUGCCAGACAUUGUUCUAAAUAUAUAUAAUUCUCACAACAAUGAGUAGGUUCUAUUAUUUCCAUUCUCAGAUAAGAAACCUGAGGUACCAAGAUGACGUGACUUGCCCAAGGUCAUACAGAUUGUAUGUCAUGGAGUUGGGAUUUGAACUCAGUCUGGCUCCAAAGUCUGAACCAUCACACCAGGCCAAGAUCUAAGGUUUUCAAUAUUUAAAAGUCUAUCUUUCUGGGACAGGCUUUUUCCCAGCUUUCCCCAGUUUUGGUUUUAUGCUAAGUGGGAGUCAUAUGUAUUUCUUUCAAUCUUACAAGACAGUAAUUAUUUCUACCCAGCUUCACAGAAGAGAAGAGUUAGGCCGGGAGAGAGUAAAUUCUGAGUUGGGUUUCAGACCUAGAUUUUGUCUUAAGGAUCCUCUUCGAGUAUUUUUCUUUCCAACAGCCCCCCACCCCCACCCCACCCAUCGCUGGACUAGGCCUGAUGGCUACAAUGGGAGAGGCAAAGCGGGACGGGUUGGGGGUCCGAGGCUCUGGGACGCACUGAUCCUGGUCAGUCUCAUCUCCCCCGCUGUAGCUGGAGCCACCUGGGACGUCCCGGGCCGCCCGCUCCCGGGUUGCGCCCUCUACAUCCUGGCCGCACCUGAAGCCCCGCCGCGGGACCGUCUGCCUCGCGCACCCGUCGCCAGCCCGCUCGCUAGCUCUGCACCCUAACUCUGUGCUUAAACAAAGAUGUCCACCUCGAAUGAGAAAACCGAGGUUCCAGCGGAGCACUCUGCUCCAAGGUCCCGACAAAUAGCUAGGCUUCCGUCCGAGCGCUAGGCGAAGCGGCUCGCAUCCUCUGCCGCGUGCCAGGCCGGCAGGGAGCCCGCUUUCCACCUCUGCGGGACCCACCGGAGCGCAGACGUCACUAUCUCAACCCGCCCCUCUGAGAGGCUCGGCGCGCCCUGGACAGCUCCUGCGCCUGCGCAGACCGCGGAGGGGCGUGGCGAGGGGGACGGGGGCGUGGCCUUGGAGGAGGGCGUGAGGCGGCGCGGGGCAGUGACGCAAUGCGCCCCUAGUGGCGGGUGUCGCCCUCGCUGUGUACCCUCGGGAUUCGGUUUCCAUGGUUACGGCGGCGCGAGGCAGAGUCCCAGCUGCUGACCUCACUCUUCUCCGUCCUCAAGUCGCCAACAUGCAGCUGUUUGUCCGCGCCCGGGAGCUGCACACUCUUGAAGUGACCAGCCUGGAGACAGUUGCCCAGAUCAAGGUGAAGAUAAGAGUGUAUCCCUGAGCGUCCGUAACCCACGGCCCUUUGCCUGUCCUCCUCUGGCUUCCUCGGAGAACAUUCUUGACUCUUCCUUUCUUCCUUAAGCCUAUGUAGCCUCCUUGGAGGGCCUCACCCCUGAAGAUAAGGUGGUGCUUCCGGCGGGUUCUCCCCUACGGGAUGAAGCCGCCCUGGGUCAGUGUGGGGUAGAAGCCCUGACGACCGUGGAAGUGGUUGGCCCUAUGCUAGGAGGUGAGUGAGGAUACAGAGGCCCCAAACUGGUGCCCAGGGACUAUUCAUGACUUAUUUUGAUUGCCCUGCACGAUGUCUAACAUUUUUUGUUUUAAUUCACAAUAUCUAAAAGUCAGCCGAUUUUUGUGUUAAAAUUCAUGGCUGGCUUUGCUUCCAAAAUUGGGAAGAUCUGGCGACAAUGGGCCUGUGGUCCCACAUACCAAUAGCUGACUAGUGCCAGCCGCCUUUGGACAGUUCUGCAGUUUGCUGCAGUCCCCACUCCUUCCUGUUGCUCCUCACAACCAGUGUCAGGUACCAUUUAGCAUCAGGCUUGUGCUGAUGUUUCUCUUAUAGUAAAGAAAAGUGAACUCUCUUUUUGUACCUAUGUCUCUAUGAAAAGUGGGAAAACGAAAGAUGAAUUGAGAGCGUCGCAUGUUUCAAGAAAAGUGGGAGCGAGCGUAUUUCUUUGUGGAAGUAAAGAAUAGCCCUAUGUGUUUAAUAUGUAACCAAACUUUGUCGGUGUCAAAAGAAUACAACUUAAGACACCAUUAUGAAUCAAACCAUAGUAAGACUUUUGACUGGUAUACAGAAAAGAUGCGUGAUGAAAAACUUAGGGAACUAAAAAAAGGACUAAACUUUCUCCAGCAUUUAUGAUCGAAUGCAAGUAAAAUAAGUGAUGCUGCUGUGAAAUGCAGUUAUGUAAUAAGUGAAAAAAUUGCCGGGGCAUCAAAACCUUUUACAGAUGGUGAGUUUAUCAAAGACUGUCUAUUGCGUGCAGCUGAAAUCAUGUGUUCGGAACAGAAACAAGCAUUUGCAAACAUAAGUCUAACUGGAAAUACUGUUGCUCAGCGAGUAAAAGAUAUGGCUGAGAACUUACAGGACAAGUUGUGAGAAAAAGUGAAGUCAUUUGUGACAUUUUCUAUUGCAGUUGAUGAGAGCACAUACAUAAAUAAUACAAGCCAGUUAAUUAUAUUUAUCUGUGGUGUUGAUGAGAAUUUUGACAUCACUGAAGAACUUUUGGACGUGGUACCCAUGACAGACCCAACAUCUGAAAAUGACUUAUUUUUAUAUGUUGAGAAAAGUCUUGAAAAGUUUGAUGGUGACUGGUCAAAAUUAGUGAGUGUGACCACAGACGGUGCUCCUGUGGUCUGUGAGAACACUGGACUUGUUGCAAAACUUAAGUCCAAGGUCAGAAUGUUUUGCAAGGAAGCAGAACUUAAAUCCAUUCACUGCAUUAUUCACCAGGAAUUGUCUUGAACCAAAAAGUUAAAACCAGAACAUGUCAUGGAUGUGGUGAUUAACACAGUGAAGUGGAUACGUUCCCGUGGCUCCAGCCACAGACAGUUCGGUGCUUUGCUUGAGGAACUGGCUGCGCGAUAUGGUAAUCUCCUUUACUAUACAAAGGUAAGGUGGCUUAGUCGUGGCAUGGUGCUGAAGAGAUUUUUUGAAUUGAUAAAAGAGAUGGAUUCGUUCAUGUCAUCCAAGGGGAAAUCCCUUCCCCAGCUCACCAGCAAAGACUGGCUCAGAGACCUGGCCUUUUUGGUUGACAUUACAAACCAUCUAAACAUUUUGAAUAUUUCUCUGCAAAGACAUUCACAAGUAGUUACACAAAUGUAUGGUACAGUUUGCUCUUUCCUAGCAAAAUUGAGUCUUUGGGAAACUCAUUUGGCAGUAAAUAAUCUGGCACGCUUUCCUACACUGAAGUCAGUUUCCAGAAAUGAAAGUGAUGGCUUAAUCUACAUCCUCAGAAUUGUAGAGUUGAAGAUUGAAUUCCAAGAAAGGUUCUUUGAUUUCAAACGCUAUGAAAAUGAACUCACAUUGUUUAGCUCACCUUUUUCAAUUAACAUUGACAGUGUUAAUGAGGAAUUACAAAUGGAAGUUAUUGAACUACAGUGUAAUACGGUACUGAAAACUAAGUAUGAUGCCACUGGAAUACCAGAAUUCUACAAAUACCUCAGCAAGAGUUACCCUAGGUAUAGAAACCACUGUGCAAAGAUUCUGUCCAUGUUUGGAAGCACCUGUGUCUGUGAACAGCUGUUUUCUGUUAUGAAAUUGAGUAAAACUAAAUUUCGCUCCCAGUUAAAGGAUACAAGAUUGAAUUCAGUUCUGCACAUUGCAACUCGAAAUAUGAGACCAGACAUUGACAUCCUGGUGCAGAAAAAAAGGUGUCAGGUUUCAGGUUCCAAUUCAAGGGAGUAACAGAUUAUGAAAUAAAAUUUUAAUAAUUAAAGAUUUCUGUUUUUUGAUAUGUAUUUUAAAAUUUUAUAUUUGAAAUAUCUAGUAUUAUAAACUUUGUAUAUUACGUGCUGGCACUGUGGUUCAAUAAAAAAAUAAGUUUAGGUGGGUUUUUUCUCCAGGCAUUUGAUUUUUCAUAAACCUGGCCCAUUGUACUUUUUUUUUUUUACCUACUUGGCUGACCAACAGUAGUUUGAGACUUCUGCCUAAUAGAGUUAGUUACCAUGACUAGUUUUUGGUUUUUUUGCUGAGGAAGAUUCGCCCUGAGCUAACAUCUGUUGCCCAUCUUCCUCUAUUUUGUAUGUGAGCUGCCACCACAGCAUGGUCACUUAUACAUGAGUGGUGUAGGUCCACGCCUGGGGACCAAACCCGGGCCACCAAAGCUGAGUGCACCAAACUUAACCAGUAGUCUGCUGGGGCUGGCCCCCAUGAUUAGUUUUUAUGGAUUUUUUACUUAUCUCAAGCCAGGGAAAAACUCACUUGCUGCCUUGAGAAAAAUGUGCCUGAGCUGUAGAAUUUCUGUGGAUGUUGGAGCCAGGUUGUGCUAGUUAUCAAUUUAUUGCCUCUCAGCUCCAAAUUCAGCCUUCAUUGUCUGCUCUCCAAAAGCGGAUCUGAGCCCUUUAAAUAUCUUUCCUCUGACAGCAGGCAUGAUAUUAAAUUUUGUCAGUAGAGGGCACUGGAGACACAUUGCAGAAGAAAGGCGUUUUCUUUCCUGCUUUGCCCACUUGGCAGGCCUCUGCAGUGUAGGUGGCUUCUCUUGCGCCAGGCUCCUGCAGUGCCCAGCAGUCAGCAGCACCCAGGAGCCAGCAGCGUACCCCUUCAGGCAGUUUUGUAAUGGAGUCCUUCUGCUGAGACACUUCCCCUUGAACAGCUUUCCCCAGUACCCUAAAGGGCAGAUUUCCAGCAAAUUCUGUCAGUGUGGCACUGCAGUAAUUUCUCUGCUAUUCUAUAAUCCUGAACCAUGUCCUAGCCAACAAGGCCUGGAUUACAGCCCUUCAGUGGGGAGCCUUUUCCUUGGGCAUCUGCUCAGCCCUGGGGUAGUGGCCACUCCUUAUACCUGCUAUUUCUUCAGAAUUCUUCUUACAAACCAGUUCCUUUUUAUUUCAAUCACUUGUUGUAGUUAAUAACUUUUAUAUUAAAUCACUGUUCAAAUUACUGUGUGGUUUCUGUCUCCUGC
Messenger RNA from Equus caballus (horse), 15351 nucleotides. The record is from RefSeq and is a predicted model, not a curated record. Lineage: Eukaryota; Metazoa; Chordata; Mammalia; Perissodactyla; Equidae.